This is a messenger RNA of Cebus imitator (Panamanian white-faced capuchin), 4070 nucleotides long. It is a transcript of the gene TOR1AIP1, whose product is annotated as torsin 1A interacting protein 1. Bases 414 to 2213 code for a protein of 599 amino acids. The transcript has 11 exons. NCBI's taxonomy places the organism in Eukaryota, Metazoa, Chordata, Mammalia, Primates, Cebidae. Gene Ontology annotation, cellular component: nuclear membrane. Gene Ontology annotation, molecular function: ATPase activator activity. The record is from RefSeq and is a predicted model, not a curated record. Gene Ontology annotation, biological process: nuclear membrane organization.
GCCUCCCUGCGUGCAGGCAACACUUGCCACGAGCGGCUGGACUUAGGACAGGCAAUUUGCCUUGCCACCCUUCUGUCGCCCCCACCCCUCCCUUAAGGCCGAUGGCAGAGACGUCCCUCCUCCCCCUUCUCCUCCUCUUUGGUGCCUCCAGCCAGGAGGCGGGAGCGACCCACAGCAGCUGACCCAGCUCUGGCACUGCCUCUCCCACAGCCCUCAAGACACACCAUGGGCCCAGAGGCAGGUUUGCUACACAGCAGUGACGACGCAGGUGGCGGCCCCGGCGACACUCAACUGCCUCCCUGACCACAGCGACCACCGCCUAACACCCCCGAGAAGCCAUCGCCACCACCGGCAGGAGAACCUAAGGUCCAUUAAAGCCAUCUUCGCGAUCAACUCAAGCUACGUCAACAACUAUGGCGGGGGAGGGGCGGCGGGCGGAGGCGGUGCGGGAAGGAUGGGGUAUGUACGUCACCCCCAGGGCCCCCAUCCGAGAAGGAAGGGGCCGGCUCGCCCCUCAAAAUGGCGGCAGCAGCGAUGCGCCUGCGUACGCAACUUCUCUGUCGCGCCAGGGCCGGCGGGAAGUGAGGUUUUCUGAGGAGCCGCCAGAAGUGUACGGUGACUUCGAGCCCCGGGUGGCCAAAGAAAGGUCCCCGGUGGGAAAACGAAUCCGGCUAGAAGAGUUCCGGCCCGAUUCUGCGAAAGAGGAAGUGAGAGAAAGCGCGUACUACCUUCGGUCUAGGCAGCGGAGGCAGCCGCGAUCCCAGGAAGCUGAGGAGAUGAAGACGCGAAGGGCUACCCGCGUUCAGCAGCAGCACUCAGAGCAGUCUCCGCUACAGCCGUCUCCCGCUACGACUAGGAGAGGGCUGCGGGACUCUCAUUCCUCUGAAGAGGACGAAUCAUCUUCCCAAAGUGAUUUAAGCCAAACGAUCUCAAAGAAAACUGUCAGGAGCACACAGGAGGCUCCAGUGCUGAGUGAAGAUCUUAUAAUCAGCUUAUGUCGACCCCCUCUAAGAAACCCAAGAUUUGAUUCGACAUACAAAACAAAUGGAAAUACUAAAAUGAGUGAAUUAGAAGCCACCAGUGUCCAACAGAAGGUCAUUUUCUCUGAAGAAGGAGAAACUGAAGAAGAAGAUCAAGACAGCUCUCAUAGCAGUGUCACUACUGUUAAGACCAGAUCCAGGGAUUCUGAGGAAUCUGGAGAUCAAACCACCAGAUCAUCUAGUAAAUAUACAGAAUCAUUUUGGCAGUCAUCACAGAGUCGAAACUUCACAGCUCAUGAUAAGCAACCUUCAGUGCUGAGCUCAGGAUAUCAAAAAACUCCCCAGGAAUGGGCUCCACAUACUGCAAGAAUAAGGACUAGGAUGCAAAAUGACAGCAUUCAGAAAUCAGAACUUGGAAACCAGUCACCAUCAACCUCCCGCCGACAAUUGACUGGACAACCCCAAAAUGCAUCUUCCGGCAGGAGGAACUGGUGGGGGCCACUUGCUCUAUUAGCUGCCCUUGCCUGUGGGAGUUUUUGGUUCUUUCAUACUCCUGAGGUAAAAACCACUGCUGUUCAAGAGUUCCAGAACCAGAUGAAUCAACUUAAGAAUAAGUACCAUGGUCAAGAUGAGAAGCUAUGGAAAAGAAGCCAAACAUUCCUGGAAAAACAUCUUAAUAGCUCCCAUCCUCGCUCUCAGCCUGCUAUCUUGCUGCUCACUGCUGCCCGAGAUGCUGAAGAAGCACUUAGGUGUCUGAGUGAACAAAUUGCUGAUGCCUAUUCUUCUUUCCAUAGUGUUCGUGCUAUCCGGAUUAAUGGGACAGGCAAAGCUACUCAAGACAGCGAUACUGUCAAACUAGAGGUAGACCAGGAACUGAGCAAUGGAUUUAAGAAUGGCCAGAAUGCAGCUGUGGUACACCGCUUUGAGUCACUGCCUGCAGGCUCUACUUUGAUAUUCUACAAAUAUUGCGACCAUGAAAACGCAGCCUUCAAAGAUGUAGCCUUAGUCCUGACUGUCUUAUUAGAGGAAGAGACACUUGGAACCAGCCUAGGCCUAAAGGAAAUUGAAGAAAAAGUUAGAGAUUUCCUCAAAGUCAAGUUCACCAAUGCUAACACACCCAACUCCUACAAUCAUAUGGACCCAGACAAAUUGAAUGGCCUCUGGAGCCGUAUUUCUCACUUAGUUCUGCCUGUGCAACCUGAAAAUGCCCUAAAAAGGGGCAUCUGCUUAUAAGAAGUGAGAGAGGAGAAAAAUCAUGUCCCAAGUUCUGAGAAUUUUUCACACUUUCUAACCAGAGAAUUCAGAGCUCUUUGAAAGAACUGGUUUCUUUUUAAAGGAAGUUAAGUUCUUACAUAAACAUGGAACAUAUUUUAUUCAACCUAAUUAUCUGUGAUAUGAGAGAAUCAUUUCAGCUUCCAUUGAGAGCUGUGUUAAAGGUAUCUUAGGAGUGUAUAUUAUAUGCGGUUCCAUAGAGAAUCUGUUUUGAUUCUGGGCUAAAUUAUUACAAUUAUGGUGUGACCAGUGAGAGGGAUUUGUCUCCUUUCUUACAAACCUUCCUGGUUUUUUAGAUUUCUCUCAAGGUUUGUUGCGUUAUUAGUAAGAUUGCUCCCUAAAUGUAACCAUGCAUUUUCCCAUUGUGUUCCCUUUUAUAUCAUUUAGGCAUAAGUUCCUUACCUUCUGUUUAUAGGAACAAAAGUAGUCAAAGGUCAUCUAAAUGUGUGUCUGGAAUUUUUUUUCUUUUGUAUUUUGGAAGAUGGAGAGAACAAGGCCAGGAAGGAGAAAUUAAUGGGAAGGUGAAGGGAGGAAAUGUUACAGUAAUCCACUGAGAUGUAGGUUAGGCAGACAUAGGUAUAUGAACUGUUCAUCUUGGUGGAUUCCAUUGGGAUUUUUUUUUUUUUACACUUCCUUUUUUCUUCCUUAAAGAAAAAUUCUUGGUCCUCCGAAGGAUUUUUCAUGUAUAUUGCAAGAUUUAAUAUAUUUGUUCAUUUGACUCUUAAGUAAGUCAGGCUGGGCACAGUAAUUAUGCCUGUAAUCCCAGCACUUUGGGAGGCUGAGGCGGGUGGAUCACCUGAGAUCAGGAGUUCAAGACCAGCUUGGCCAACAUUGUGAAACCCCAUCUCUACUGAAAAUACAAAAAAAUUAGCUGGGCGUAGUGGCAGGUGCCUGUAAUCCCAGCUGCUUGGGAGGCUGAGGCAGGAGAAUCACUUGAACCUGAGAGGCGGAGGUUGCAGUGAGCCAGGACCACGCCAUUGCACUCCAACCUGGGCAACAACAAUGAAAUUCCGUCUCAAAAAAAAAAAGAGUAGGUAAAUUCAGAACAGUUUAUUUUGGACACAUCCUGAAGCUUUUGAUUUGAAUUAAGAAAUAGAGUUUCAGGAAUUGACAAACCAUUUGUUAACCAGCUAUCAUGGGCUGUUGAAGAUUUUGUUUUUUGUGCAUCCAGUUGUUGUGGUCUAAGUCCUUUAGUGCUACUCCAUAGCAAAUACGAAGAUUUACUAUGCAGGUGAUACAUUUUAUGGAAUGCCUCAAACCAAGAUAGUGAACUUAUAUGAAGAGUGAAAUGUAUUUCUUCACUAAUAAUAGUGUUUUAGUUAUAACUUUGCAUCUACAAUUGAGCUUUCUCGUCUGAACUGCUAUGGUUUUCUUAAAAUGUUACAAUUCUAGAUCUGUCUACCUUGUUUUUGUAUUGUCCACAAACCUUUAAAUGUAAAUAUUUAAAUUAAUGGCUUUGUCAUUACCCUUUGAUAGUUCCACAAGUUUUAGUAGAGUCUUCUGAUUUCUUUCCACUAGUACAACCAAUAUUCAUAAAUGUAUACCCAUUACUGUAAUUUGUUCCUGUUAGAAGUCAGACCAUCUGAUUUAUUUUAUAGAGGAUUAUCAAAACAGGAGUUUUUGAAAAGGCUUAUUUUAUACGUACAUAUUAUAUAGAGAAACAAAUGUUUUUAUUAAAUGUUUCACUGACCCAAGUAAUUUAAAAGUAGUAUGUUACCUAUAUCUUUCAGGAAGAAUAAUUACAGUAGCUGAUCUGUAAAUGACUUUAAAAGCUAUUUUAGUAAUUUAAAUAAAUUUACUUUCUUGGUUUGUACUCUC